ACCAAACAAAGCUUUCUGUUUCUGAAUAACAUUUUUUCUCUAUCUCUCUCUCUUCAAAUCCCUCAAACCAUUUUCCUCACUUUUUAGUUUUAACUCUCAAUUUUCAUUCACAACUCUCUUUUUAUCAACAAACAACAACUUUCUGUAGAAAAACCAACAAAAAGGUUUUCGGUGAUAAUGGCUGGAAAUACCGGCCAAAUCGAUAUAAACUCUGAGGCCGUUUUGUUUGGUCGAGAAAAUGAUGUUGUGGGGGUUGAAUCAUCAGUGUCCAACGUUAUUUGUGUCGGUUUCUCUCGUUCUGAAACCCUAAUUGGUGACCAUGUUGGUGGUGGUGAGGUUGUGGUUCAUGAUCAGAAGGUUUUUAAUGUUGGAGAUGAUAGAGGAGUCAAUGGUUCUGUGGAGGUUUUUAAUGGCAGUGAAAAAGAGGGUUUUGAUGAAGAACCUGAUUUGGUGGGUGUAGGGAGUGGUUUGGAGGAAGGAGUGAAAGUUGUUGAUGGAGGGUGUGAUGAGAAAGAAAGAGAGGUUUCGUGUGGGACGGUGAAGAAUGAAGAUGAGAAAAGUGGGAUUGAAUGUUCAGAUGGAGUUUUGUUUGAUUAUGGGGGUUUGUUUAUUGAAUUUAAUGAUGGUUUUCAGAGUGAGCUGGGGUGUGAGAAGGCUAGUGAUGUUGCUGAAAAUGGUUUGCCGAGCAUUGUGUCGAAUAAUGUGACUCAAGGGGGUGAUAAUGAUGCGGUUGAGUGUGCGCAGGAGGAGGUUAAGAACGAUGGUUUGGUGAAUUUAAGCAUGGUUGUGGAGGCUGAUGGCGAGAGGAAUGAUGCUGAUAGUUUGGUUACUAAAAAUGGCCUGGAAGAUUUGCAUGCCACAGAAGUUGCAACCUACCAAUUACGGGAUGGCAUUCCAUGUAUGGAAGGUGUGGAUGUCAUUGCUGAAGAAUCUUUGCAUGUGAAAGACUUGUCAAGGAAUUGCCUUGAGCUAGAACCUUCAUGUGAGUUGAAACAGCCAGCCUUUCAGGUAGAUGCAGAUGUAGAUGUGAUGCAGAAUCAAACCAUGGUUGUUGAUGUUUCUGAAGAACUAUUUGAGAAUAUACAAAGUGAGUGUCAUGGUUUUAAUCUUGUUGUGGAUCUGAAUUCUUACAGAAGCACGCAGAAGGUUGGCAUGUACUGGGGAUCAGUGUCUUCGGAAAUGAAUUUCCGUGUGUCUGAUUUAGUAUGGGGAAAGGUGACUGGCCAUCCUUGGUGGCCAGGUCAGAUCUUUGAUGCCUCAGCUGCAUCAGCGAAGGCAAAGAGGCAUCUCAAGGAAGGCUGUCACCUGGUAGCGUAUUUUGGGGAUCAAACCUUUGCUUGGAAUGAUGUAUCAAUGAUUAAACCAUUUCAGAUGCAUUUUUCGCAAAUGAACAAGCAGAGCAAUUCAGAAAAUUUCCACCAUGCUGUUGAUUGUGCUUUAGAUGAGGUCUCAAGACGGGUUGAGUUUGGUUUAUCCUGCCCUUGCAUGCCUGGAGAUGUGAUUUCUAAGAUUAAAACUCAAGUAAUUAGUAAUGCUGGAAUCAAUAAUCAGUUGUGCAGAAGAAAUGGAGGGGACAGGAUUAUGAACCCAAUGUCUUUUGAACCCAUGAAACUUGUCAAUUUUGUUAAAUCAUUAGCCCAGUCUCCACUUGUUGAAUCUGAUAGGCUGGAUUUUGUAAUUGCACGUUCCCAAUUGUCAGCCUUCUAUUGCUCAAAGGGUUAUUCUCAACUACCUGAGUUCCCAGUGCUUGGUGGGUUGUUCGAGAAUGAUAUGGAAACUCUAUUCUUGAAAGGGAAAGAGCAAUGUGAUUAUCAAACCCAUGUUGGUUAUACACAACAGGAGCACAAGCACAUCUCGGGGGAUGAAAAGCGGCGCAGUAAGAAAAAAAAACUUUUGUCAGAUUUGAUGUCUGAGAAGGGCUUCUGUAUUUCAAAUGGUGAAGGCACAUCAGAACAGGAGGCUAAGUCAGUUCCACGGCGUCGUGGGAGGAAAAGGAAGUCAGCUUACAAUAUUUCGGAAGAUUAUUUCCAUAAUUCCCUAAAUAGAAGGCUCUUCCAAUUUCAGCAUGCUUCUACAAAUGACAUGAGGUCUCAACUUUGCUUGGCUGCCAAGGAUCCAAUUGGAGAAAGUUGCUCUAGUGACAUGGUACAUUUCUUUGCAGAAUUUCGAAAAUCCAUUAGCAUUGAUUAUUCUGCUUCCUUGGAUCAAGAAAUGUCUUUGGAACAAAUGCAUGAUGGUGAGACCGGAGUAACUUCUAUAACAGCAUUGACAUCUGAAAUGGAGCCUUGCAGUGAUUCUUAUUGGCCUGAUAGAAUAAUUCAAAGCAUUCCUGAGGACCAAUCAUUGACAAAAUACCAGAAUGAGAGAGCCAUUUUUUUGCCUGAGACUCUAACGGAGGCUAAUGAUAGAAAUCUUGGAUCAGAAUCUUCUAAGCUUGUGGAACAUUUGGUUGGGAGUUCUCAAGAGGGCUUCUGCCCCACUGCUCUGACUCUGAAAUUCACAAACUUGGAUUCUGUUCCUUCAACAACCGAUCUCAACAAGAUUUUUUCCCGUUUCGGGUCACUGAUUGAAUCAAAGACUGAACUGCUAGAGAGGACUAACCGCGCCAGAGUGGUUUUCCAAAGACGAUCGGAUGCAGAAGCUGCUUUUAGUAGUGCUGGAAAAUACAGCAUAUUUGGACCUUCACUUGUUAGUUAUCGCCUCAAGAUUUUGCCUCGUAAGCCACAACAAAAGGGUACAGUAAAGCGAGGCAGAAAAAGAAGAGAAACAAGUUCUGUGGAUGGCGCAGCAGUUUGAUGCCUUGGUGUUGACCCUUCCAACCUUAAAUAGAAUGUUGAAUUAAGGUUGGUGUUUUUAUGUGAAUGUCAACAUUCCUAGUAUAUUAUGUUGAGCUAAGGUGACACGCAUUCUAAUACAUAGAAUUGACUGAUUGAUAUUUGAGAGUAGGAUCCAUUACAUUUUAGUUGCCACGGUGCAUAUAGUUUGGAACUAAUACAAGGAAAGAUCCAUGUUUCAGCUGGUA
Messenger RNA from Glycine soja, 3022 nucleotides. RefSeq lists its product as uncharacterized. The coding region runs from base 178 to 2796 and encodes 872 amino acids. The record is from RefSeq and is a predicted model, not a curated record. The transcript is spliced from 2 exons. NCBI's taxonomy places the organism in Eukaryota, Viridiplantae, Streptophyta, Magnoliopsida, Fabales, Fabaceae. Gene Ontology annotation, molecular function: nucleic acid binding.